AUGCGCAACGGCCAUGAUCGCCGUGGGAUGACGCUAUGCGAACGUCGCUCGGAACUGCGUCGACUCGGAGACACGGAAGCCAGAGCAAGCCUGAUCUGCAGACGCAAUUUCUCGCUUCCUUCGGAAGUGUGCGUGGAGCUUGUACGCGUCGCACGAGGCAGUCGACAGCCUCGAUCAGAAACCCCAGUUGUAUCCGACUUUCUGACCAGCCGUCUGACCGAGAAGCUGAGAUGCUCUUCGUCGUCGAAGCACGGAACGGAAAGGCGCGCACACGGGUCUGUCUCUGUGUUGCACUGCAGCUGA
Pseudozyma hubeiensis SY62 is the source of this 303-nucleotide messenger RNA. RefSeq lists its product as hypothetical. Bases 1 to 303 code for a protein of 100 amino acids. The record is from RefSeq and is a predicted model, not a curated record. The transcript has a single exon. NCBI's taxonomy places the organism in Eukaryota, Fungi, Basidiomycota, Ustilaginomycetes, Ustilaginales, Ustilaginaceae.